AUGGGACUUGCCAAGCUCUCUGUAUCGCUCCUUGCUCUAGCAGGGAGCGUCAUCGCCGCCGACAUGCAGGCCAUUGAAGUAAAGGGCUCCAAGUUCUUCUAUAAAAACGGAACGCAGUUUUACAUGAAGGGCAUUGCGUACCAGCAGGAAGUCGGUGCUGGCGGUGGCUCCAUGACCAGACGUGAUGAUUCCACCAAGACCUACGUCGAUCCCCUGGCCGAUGAAAAAGCCUGCAAGCGAGAUGUGCCUCUGCUCCAGGAACUGGGCACCAACAUUAUCCGAACCUAUGCCAUUGACCCCAAGGCCGACCACUCCGCUUGCAUGAAGCUCCUGCAGGACGCCGGGAUUUACGUCAUCUCCGAUCUUAGCGAACCCGACAAUUCCAUCAACCGCGACUCUCCCCAGUGGAACACCAAGCUCUUUGCCCGCUACACUGCCGUUAUUGAUGAACUUGCUCAGUACACCAAUGUCGUCGGUUUCUUCGCCGGUAAUGAAGUGUCCAACGCCAAGAACAACACUAUGGCUUCGGCCUAUGUCAAGGCUGCCGUUCGUGACACCAAGGCCUACAUCAAGAACAACAAGAAAAUCACCCGCUGGCUCGGUGUGGGCUACGCUGCCAAUGACGAUAAAGACAUUCGUGCCGAGAUUGCCGACUACUUCAACUGCCAGAGUGUGGACGAGUCCAUCGACUUCUGGGGCUACAACAUUUAUUCUUGGUGCGGAGAGAGCUCCAUGCAAAAGUCGGGCUAUGACCUACAGGUCCAGUUCUUUCAGAACUACUCUGUCCCCGUCUUCUUUGCCGAGUACGGAUGCAAUAACAACGGAGCUGCCAAUCGUAUCUGGCAGGAGACAGGUGCCCUUUACUCUGAUGCCAUGACUGUUGUCUUCAGUGGCGGUAUUGUCUACAUGUACUUUCAGGAGGCCAACGACUAUGGUCUCGUCAAGGUUUCCGGAGACAAGGUCACCAAGCUCAAGGACUUUGAUGCCCUCAAGAAGCAAGUCACCAAAGCUUCCCCCAAGGCCGUCGAGGAAUCUAGCUAUGCACCAUCCAACAAAAUGAACCAAUGCCCCAAGCUGGACGACAACUGGCAGGCCAACAGCAUUCUUCCCCCUGCUCCUGACCAGAAGCUCUGCGACUGCAUGGUCAAGUCCCGUUCUUGCGUUCCCAAGUCUGGUCUCUCCAGCAAGAAGUAUGGCGACAUCUUUUCCUUCAUCUGCACCAAGUCGCCGCAGUCAUGUGUUGGCAUCAACGGCAAUGCCACCACGGGUAUUUACGGCGCCUACAGCAUGUGCGAUGACCAGUCCAAGCUCGCCUUCGUCCUUGAUGCCUACUACAACAGCCAGAACAAGGCCAAGGAUGCCUGCGACUUUAGCGGUUCGGCUCAACUUGUCUCGGGCAGCUCGGACUCUUCCUGCUCCAGUGCUUUGGCAUCUGCCAGCGACGUCAACAAAAAGGCCGCUACCGCUACAGGUCCCGUUGGCGGGGGGGCUGCCAAGGCUACCGGCACCGGUGACAGCUUCGCGAUGCACGGUGCUCCUGUCGCCCGUCUAUUCUCUGUCGGUGACUUUGCCAUCGGCUUGUACAUGCUGGUGGCUCUGUGCGUUGGCGCUGGCAUGGUUGUUCUGUAA
This is a messenger RNA of Ustilaginoidea virens, 1629 nucleotides long. RefSeq lists its product as uncharacterized. Gene Ontology annotation, biological process: fungal-type cell wall (1->3)-beta-D-glucan biosynthetic process. The transcript is spliced from 3 exons. The coding region runs from base 1 to 1629 and encodes 542 amino acids. Lineage: Eukaryota; Fungi; Ascomycota; Sordariomycetes; Hypocreales; Clavicipitaceae. Gene Ontology annotation, cellular component: fungal-type cell wall; cytoplasm. The record is from RefSeq and is a predicted model, not a curated record. Gene Ontology annotation, molecular function: 1,3-beta-glucanosyltransferase activity.